Penaeus indicus is the source of this 2913-nucleotide messenger RNA. RefSeq names its product protein croquemort-like. Bases 59 to 1534 code for a protein of 491 amino acids. NCBI's taxonomy places the organism in Eukaryota, Metazoa, Arthropoda, Malacostraca, Decapoda, Penaeidae. The transcript is spliced from 11 exons. Gene Ontology annotation, cellular component: cytoplasm; membrane. Gene Ontology annotation, molecular function: scavenger receptor activity. The record is from RefSeq and is a predicted model, not a curated record.
CAGUAGUUAUCCAGGCGAGAAUUUCCAAUCCUCCCAAUCGAUCCCAAAACGGCGGAAAAUGUCCAUCUGCCACAUCGUCCUCCUCGUCCUCGGCCUGUUAGCAGCUGGGACUGGUUUCGCCAUGUUGGUCGGGGCCUACGACGCCAUCUUUGAUUCGGUGUUACAUUCGCAACUGCAGGUAACGGAAGGAUCACGAGCGUAUGACAUUUGGCGUUUAACUCCUGUGCCUCUGUUUUUGCGUCUAUAUUUCUUCAAUCUUACCAAUCCGGAUGAAUUUUCGAAAGGAGCUAAACCUAUCGUUCAGCAGGUGGGCCCGUAUUGCUACAGAGAAUACCACGAGAAGCAGAACCUGACCUUUCACCCCAACUACACGGUGACCUUCUUUCAGCAGCGUUGGUGGCACUGGGAUCAGGAAAUGUCUGGCAAUAAUACGAGAGAUGACGUCAUCACUAUUGUCAACGCAGUGCCGAUUUCAGCAGCAUGGAGCGUGCGGGCCCUGAAGCCAGCCCUGAGCAGUCUUAACAGUAUGUUCAACCUCCUCGGCGAACAGCUGAUCGUCAAAGCCACCGCCGGAGAGAUCAUAUUCGAUGGAUUUCAGGAUCCGCUGCUGGACUGGAUGCAGGAAAACAUGGUCGCGGAAAACGGCACCCUUCACAAUAUCACCGAUUUGCUGCCCAUUCCGCCCGGACUCACCGACUACGAUCGCUUCGGGUGGUUUUACGGCCGCAAUCUGUCGGUAACUUACGACGGGGAAUUCAACAUGAAAACGGGAGAAGACAAUUUAGACGAAUUGGGCAAAAUCGACCUGUGGAAUCGACGACGCGAGACAGACUUCUUCGACGGCCCUUGCAACCGGGUGGCUGGGUCUGCGGGCGAGAUGUGGCCGCCCAACCUCAAGCCGGACUUUGUCGAUUUCUACAGCCCUGAUUUGUGCAUGACCAUGAAACUCUCCUACAAGGAAGAGAAGAGCGACUCCAACGGCCUCCCGGGAUACAGGUUCUGGGGUACAAACACCACCUUCGCUAACGACUCGACUGUACCGGGCAACCAGUGCUAUUGCGUGAAAGGGACUUGCGCUCCGAUGGGUCUCCUUAACGCAGAAUCCUGUCGCAUGGGCGCUCCUGCCUUCAUCUCCUUCCCUCAUUUCCUCCACGCGGAUCCCUUCCUCCUCGGGCAAGUGGAUGGCCUGGAACCGAAUGAGGACAAACAUGCUUUUCUCAUGGAUGUCAUACCGGAGCUUGGAACGCCUAUGUAUGUGGCAGCCAGGAUGCAGAUUAACAUGCGGAUCAUACCUUAUAAAGGAGGUUUUCUCGGAGGCAAGAUAGACAUCCUGAGCGAAGUCCCCGACGUGUAUCUGCCGAUGCUGUGGUUCGAGGAGAUCGCGGAGAUGCCCCCCGACAUGGCGAGUGAACUGAAGGCCCUGCUCUUCAUCAUGACCACGCCCACCAUGGACAUCAUUUUCUCGACCAUGGUGCUCUUGGGCGCCUUCACCGUCGGGCUCUUGGUUGGGUUGUACUUCUGCCGGAGGAAGUGAGGAGGAGGGGGGGGGGGGUGAGGCGUGGAAUUGGAGUGGAAAAGGCGGGAUAUAUAUAUAUGUGUAUAUCUGCAUGAUAUGUAUGUAUAUAAUGUGUGUGUGUGUGUGUGUGUGUGUGUGUGUGUGUGUGUGUGUGUGUGUGUGUGUGUGUGUGUGUGUGUGUGUGUGUGUGUGUGUGUGUGUUUGUGCAUAUAUAUACAUAUGUACAUACAUCUAUAUACAUAUAUAUGUUAUACAUAUAAUAUUAUAUAAUAUAUACUUACACCCAUAUAUAUGUACGAUUGAUACUUGACUCUCUCUCUCCCCCUCUCUCUCUCUUCUAUCUCUCUUCCUCCCUCCUCCCCUCUCCCUCUCCCUCUCACUGACUCACCAUGCUCCACACAAGAGAACAAAAAUGAAAAGAACAUCAAAUAUCUGAAAAGAACAUGAGGUCACCCACAAAAAAGCACAACAGAAAACGGGAUAGAAAAUAGCACUAUUAUAACAGGUAACAACGGAAGAGCAAAAGGUCCCGCAGAGAAGAUUACCGUGUGCGUUUUAACGGAAGAAUUUUUUUACGUUCCCAUGACAAUCCGUUCUUCUCCUCCUUCUUCUUCUUCUUCUUCUUCUUCUUCUUCUUCUUCUUCUUCUUCUUCUUCUUCUUCUUCUUCUUCUUCUUCUUCUUCUUCUUCUUCCUCUUCUUCUUCUUAAAAUUACUUGAAAUGUGAAGAACCCUGAUAGGGUGAGCUUACUUUUGUAUACGAGUAUUUUUGGAUAAGUUUAAGGUUUUGUGUGUGUGUGUGUGUGUGUGUGUGUGUGAUAAGCUCACUCGAUCGCACGAUUUUAAUUUAGUUGUGAAUUUAGCUAAAUCGGUCUGAUACUUGGUUGCCUCCUGUAGAUUGGUCACACUUAACAUAUUGAAUAUUUCUACAGAAAUCAUGCCAUCUGCGCCGAUCACAUUCCGUACAGAACCUUUCCGUGACUCGCAAUAACUUAGGCGAAGUGACAUCACGCUGUUGACGACUCACGUGUUAUCGAUGUCUGGAAGGUUAUACACACACGAACGCACAUAUAUACACAUCCUUGUGCUUAUUAUUUAUAUUGCUAUAUUAAGUGUAUCUUUGCCUUUUUAUGAUAUGAAUAUAUUUUAAUUCCACUAGCUUAAUCAUUAUAUCUACGAACGAAUGCGUAUGCGUGUAUAUUUGUGUGUGUGUAUAUAUGUAUAUGUAUAUAUAUAUAUAUAUAUAUAUAUAUAUAUAUAUAUAUAUAUAUAUAUAUAUAUAUAUAUUUACACAUACAUACAUAUCUAUACAUGUGUACAUAUGUGUGUGUGUGUGUGUUUAUACAAAUAAUGGAAGCUUCGCAGUCGCAAUGUAUCUGAAUUAUACGCUUUAAAAUCU